Messenger RNA from Ipomoea triloba (trilobed morning glory), 1683 nucleotides. Its product is annotated as LRR receptor-like serine/threonine-protein kinase FLS2. NCBI's taxonomy places the organism in Eukaryota, Viridiplantae, Streptophyta, Magnoliopsida, Solanales, Convolvulaceae. The record is from RefSeq and is a predicted model, not a curated record. Bases 131 to 1402 code for a protein of 423 amino acids. The transcript has a single exon. Gene Ontology annotation, molecular function: protein binding.
GGACAGUAGAUCCACACAUCUAUCUGACAAUUUAACCCGUGAAUCCACCCACAUAAAUCCCCUUCCCCCCCUUCUCUACCUCUUCAAACCUACGGCUCUGAUCAUUUCUCUCUCUCUACAUCUCAAAAAAAUGGUUUCUUUGUUCUCUCUCAUCUUUGGAUUUUCCCAGGUUUUAUCACUGUUCUUGCAUGGCGACGCCGCGACGUAUUGGGGCGACGUCGAGGUUUUGAAGCAGUUCAAAAAUGGCGUUAACCCGGGUUCCGUAACUCCCGGGUCGUGUCUCAGCUCCUGGGAUUUUUCCGUGGACCCCUGCGACAAUUUGUCGUCGGAGAAGUUCACCUGCGGAUUCCGGUGCGACGUUGUUGUUUCCUCGGCGGCGCGUGUCACCGAGGUUGUUCUUGACCGUUGGGGAUACUCUGGCUCACUCGCGGAAAUUUCUUGGAAUCUUCCGUACCUUCAAACGCUUGAUCUCUCCGGGAAUUUUUUCCACGGGGAAAUUCCGGCGUCGCUCGUGAACCUCACGCGCCUCCGGCGACUCAGUUUGUCGCGUAAUUUGUUGUCGGGUUGGAUUCCGAGUUCACUCGGAUAUAUUUAUAAUCUCGAGGAGAUUUAUCUGGAUAACAACAAAUUGGAAGGGGCAAUACCUGAGAGCUUUACCGGGCUCACGAAUUUGAAAACGCUCGAGCUUCAAGACAACGAGUUAACCGGCGAGUUCCCCGACCUCGGCGAGUUAAAUUCCGUUAAUUUCAUUGACGUCAGCAACAACGCGAUUUCCGGGGAACUACCGGCGAGGUUUCCGGCGAAUCUAAUCGAGCUCACGGCGAGGAACAAUUCCAUAACAGGGAAUAUUCCGGCGAGAAUUUCCGACUUAUUUUACCUCCAAGUCCUCGACCUGAGCCACAACAACCUCUCCGGCGCCGUCCCGGCGCCGCUCUUCGUCCACCCCGCCCUCCAACAGCUAACCCUAUCCUACAACCACUACACCUCCGUCGAGCAACCCGACCCGAAUUUACUCCAAUCCAGCCAGCUAAUCGCGGCGGACCUAACUAACAACGAGAUUCGCGGCUUUUUGCCCGGAUUUCUCGGCCUUCUCCCCAAACUAUCCUCUCUCUCACUGGAAAACAACAAGCUCUCCGGCAUAAUUCCGGCGCAAUACGCCCUGAAAGUCCUGGUCCCCGGAGAUGGCACAACGACGUCGUCUCAGUUCGAACGGCUUUUACUGGGCGGUAACUACCUGAUCGGGGCGAUCCCGGGUCCGUUCCUGGAUCUGAAACCGGGUUCGGUGACGAUCCGAUUGGGAGACAACUGUCUGUACCGGUGCCCGUUGAGAUUAUUUUUAUGUGAAGGUGGGGAGCAGAAAUCAUUAUCGGAGUGCAAAGCUUUCGGGCCCAUCAUUCCUUGAAAAUUGCAAAAAUGUCAGGAUAUAUAUAAAUAUGUAUGUAUAAAUAUAAAUUAUGUUUUUUUGUUGUACAAAAGUUAGACGUUGUGGCGGUACAAUAAUAUGAUUUGUUUAAUAUUUCAUGUUUUCUUUUCUUCUUUUAGAAGAAAAAUGAGGCUUCUAGUUCUAGUACUCUAGAUAUAGAAAGAUAGCUAGCUUAAUCUUUGGAUUACUAGGGCUUUGGAUUUGGUCUUUCAAUUAUUAACUCGAUGAUGAAUGAAGUUUUUUACCUUUUUGGUGCUUUC